Ostreobium quekettii is the source of this 1116-nucleotide messenger RNA. NCBI's taxonomy places the organism in Eukaryota, Viridiplantae, Chlorophyta, Ulvophyceae, Bryopsidales, Ostreobiaceae. The record is from the annotation of a GenBank genome assembly.
AUGGAGGACGCCACCGCGAUCGUCCCCGACCUGAUGGAUCUGCUACUGGCUUUCCGACCUGGUGAAUGGAUCAUCCCCGAGGCGCUGACCAAGUCGUUGACCCCACUGUGGGACCAUGCGAGAUCCGAGUGGUGGAGAUUGGACUUGGGAUCCGAUGUAGAGAGGAUGGGAGCCAUGGGAUGCUGUGAGGGUGGGAAUGACCCCCCCCGGGUCUCCUGCAGGGGUCGGCCGGCCGAAGGCGUGGGGCAGGAGACCGGCAGGGGUCUUGUGGGCGUUGGCGGGGCCAACGCGGUCAGCGGCACAUCGUCGCUUCGGAGGGAUGGGGCGGGAUUGGAUGGCGUUGCGGGGAAUGCGCACGCGGUGACUGGAAAUUGCAGGUUCCAUUACGCGGCGGUGUGCGACGGACACGGGGGGGAUGACGUGGCCAGGCUGGUGGCAGCCAACCUGCACCUGCACGUGAGGAGGGCGUUUGAACAGUGGAUGUCCAAACGGCGCAACGGCUCCUUGGCACCAGCUGGGGGGCUGGAAGCGGUGGCGAACGCGGUGCGGCUGGCCUUCCAAACGAUGGACGAGGAUCUGAUGGGGCAGGAAUGCGUGGGCUCAACGGCGGUCGUCGCUUUGGUCAGCGAGUCAAUUCUGUGCCUGGCCAACUGUGGGGAUUCCAGAGCCGUGCUGUCGAGGGGCGGGGCUGCGUACAGACUCACGCGGGAUCACAAGCCCGACUUGGAGGAUGAGCAGGAGAGGAUAAGGAGAUGCGGAGGGGAGGUCGUGCACUUCAACGGCCCGCGAGUCAUGGGUCAAUUGUCCAUGUCUCGAGCGCUGGGCGACCAUUUCCUCAGGGAAGCGGGGGUCAUAUCGGAUCCCGAGGUGACGGUCAUCGGCCGCGACCAAAGGGACGAGCUCUUGGUGCUGGCCAGUGACGGCCUGUGGGACGUGAUGUCGGACGAGGAGGCCAGUACAUUGGCGCGCAAGUGCCUAAGGCGGUCAAAAGAGCGGGAAACGGCGCCAGAGACAGCAGUGCGGGUGGCGGCGAAGGUCCUAAUUAGGACAGCUAUAGAUAGGGGAUGCAGAGACAACAUCACCGUCACCGUCAUUGACUUGAGCUGCGGCGGGUAG